AUGCAAUGGAUAUACCUCUUAGCUGGUUUCGUGCCAUUCGUCAUCCUUGAUAUUUGGUAUAUGGGAAUAGCCGCACUAUGGACUAUAAAAAUAAUUAUUAUUACUUACAUAAUUAUAUUUGGUAUUUGUCCGUUUAUAUUUCAUUACUCAUACAGUUUCCAACGUAAAAUACUUUUUUUAAAUUUCGUACACUGGCCACCUAGUCUAGACUUUGAAAGACCAGAGUCAAUUGGAUUGGAAGGUGUAAGGAAUUUUUAUUUACACACUGAUGAGAAUGUUAAAAUUGGAGCAUGGCAAAUGCUACCUCGAUCUUUACUCAAUGACUCUACAAUACUCAAUGACGAGUACUUUGAAGCAACUUUAGCAAAUGCAAGUAAACCAGUAUUUUUAUAUAUGCAUGGCAACAGCGGAAACAGAGGAAGUAGUCAUAGAAUCGAAUUAUACAAAGUAUUCCAAGACCUAGAUUAUCAUUUAAUUGCUUUUGAUUAUCGAAGCUAUGGUGAUAGUGACCCUGCUGAAUUAUCAGAACUUGGAGUUGUUACUGAUAGUAAAUACGUAGUACGCUGGCUAAUGAAUAAAGUUAACAACAGUGCGCCUGUUUUUGUGUGGGGUCAUUCACUUGGAACUGGAGUGUCCUGUCAUGCUUUAGAUUUAUUAGCUGCCGAAAAUAUACAUCCUGCAGGAUUAUUUUUAGAAUCUCCUUUUAAUAACAUUGCUGAUGAAUUACGAUGUCACCCUUUUGCUCAAAUAUUUAGACAUUUACCAUGGUUUGAUUGGAUAAUUGUGCAGCCGUUUUAUGGAAAUAAUCUAAGGUUUGAGUCUGAUAAGCAUAGUGCUAAUAUAAAAUGUCCCAUAAUGAUACUACAUGCAGAAGACGAUAGUGUUGUACCAUUUAAUCUAGGUGAAAAGUUAUAUGAAGAUACUUUGAAGUCACAUGGGAAUGAUACGGAACAAGUUCAAAUGGUUCGAAUAAAUGCGUCAUUAGAGCUUGGUCAUAAAUAUAUAUGCCGAUACAAACCAUUACCGUCAAUUAUACAGAACUUUGUAUUACAAUCUGUAAAAAAUCAAGUUCAAUGA
Messenger RNA from Cotesia congregata, 1077 nucleotides. The record is from the annotation of a GenBank genome assembly. Lineage: Eukaryota; Metazoa; Arthropoda; Insecta; Hymenoptera; Braconidae.